Molecule: messenger RNA, 3449 nt
Organism: Drosophila subobscura
Lineage: Eukaryota; Metazoa; Arthropoda; Insecta; Diptera; Drosophilidae
Gene: Med
Product: mothers against decapentaplegic homolog 4
Exons: 9
Coding region: 658-3009 (783 amino acids)
Biological process (GO): SMAD protein signal transduction; cell differentiation; regulation of transcription by RNA polymerase II
Cellular component (GO): heteromeric SMAD protein complex
Molecular function (GO): I-SMAD binding; RNA polymerase II cis-regulatory region sequence-specific DNA binding; DNA-binding transcription factor activity, RNA polymerase II-specific
Source: RefSeq, a predicted model, not a curated record
GAUAAAUCCGCGAGCACAAAAGGCAAAGCAAUUGGGUGGAAAAACUGGAUUCGCAAACGAAAUGAAAAUAAACUAACAAAAAUAGCUGCAAACAACUGUGGGAGAGCAGAAACAAACAAAGAUCGAACUCAACUUUCUUAGCCUGUGUAUUUGCUGGUGUUUUUGUGUGCCUAUGUGUGUUCGCCUUCGUUUAUAUCGCUGCAGCAGGAGACCAAUAGAUUGUGGAGGAGGAGAAGGAGGGAAAGCAUUUGGUUUUUGCAAGGAAAAGCAUAGCCGCCACCUUUGUAAUUACGCCAACUUUGUGGGAGUUCAAGUUUAGCUGCGCGCCUGUGUGCGUAUCCGUGUGUGUUUGUGCUGUGUUUGAAAUUUUGUAUGCUCGUGUGUGUGUGCAACACCCCCCAAGCCUGAGCAAAACACACGCAUACACAGACAUCCAAGAGCCACACGGAUUGUGUGGGCCGCCAGGAGUAGGAGCAGGAGGAGGCUGAGGCUGCUGCUGCUGAUUUCCGUUCCCCCCUUCUUCUGGUGGCGUUCACCGGUCGCGGCAGCACCUUGUGGCCAUCCGCUGGAUACGGAUUUUGUGACGGCGGCGACACCACAAACGCCGAAGUGGAUGCCCAUGCACGCGGUGGCCUGGGCAUUGCCCAGGACUUUGGCAUGGGUCCCGGUGCCGGUCCGCCCGCUCACAUGUACGGCGCCGUAGCCCCCCAGGACAUUAUUGUCCGGGACAUGGUGCAGAUGCCACCGCCGCCGCCCUCGAAUGCACCCACAUCGGCGGACGCCUGCCUGAGCAUUGUCCACUCGCUGAUGUGCCAUCGGCAGGGCGGCGAGAGUGAGGGAUUCGCCAAGCGCGCCAUUGAGUCGCUGGUGAAGAAGCUGAAGGAGAAGCGCGACGAAUUGGAUUCACUGAUAACGGCCAUCACCACAAACGGUGCCCAUCCGAGCAAAUGCGUGACCAUUCAGCGCACUCUCGACGGUCGCCUGCAGGUCGCUGGACGCAAGGGCUUCCCGCACGUGAUCUAUGCACGCAUCUGGCGUUGGCCCGACCUGCACAAGAACGAGCUGAAGCACGUCAAGUACUGCGCCUUUGCCUUCGAUCUCAAGUGCGAUUCGGUGUGCGUGAAUCCCUACCACUAUGAGCGCGUCGUCUCGCCGGGCAUCGAUCUGUCCGGCCUCAGCCUGCAGUCGGGUCCCAGCCGCCUGGUUAAAGACGAAUACUCAGCUGGCCCAUUGGUCGGGGGCAUGGACAUUGAUGGCAAUGAUAUUGGCACCAUUCAGCAUCAUCCCACGCAGAUGGUGGGACCCGGCGGCUAUGGCUAUCCCCAGGGACCCGCUGAAUAUGUUGGCGAUGGCAGUCCUUUGGGUGCAAUGUUCUCCACUGGCCGAACAAUACCAAAAAUUGAGCCACAGGAUGGCGUUGCUGGAUCGCGCAGUUCGUGGAUGGUGCCGCCUCCGCCGCGGCUUGGCCAGCCAACGCAACAGCAGCAGCAGCAACAACCCCCGCCGCCCCAACAGCAGCAGCAGCAACAACAGCAACAGCAAACCCAAUCCCAGGCAGCCCCGCACGCACUUUCUGUACCUCAUGGUAUGCCGGGCAUGCCAGGACCCAUGAAUCCUGGCCCAGUUAUGGCGCCGCCACCCCCGCCCCAACAAGCACAGAAUCCCCAGGGCAAUGGUGUGCAUCAUGCCCAGGCCAAUUCACCCACAGAUCCCGCCUCCGCAAUGGCCAUGCAGCAGCAGCAACAGCAGCAACAACAACAGCAGCAGCAACAGGCGCCGGGUGGCGUGCCCAAUGGACCGAAUGGAGCUGUCAAUGCCAGCGGCGGACCUGGCAGUGGUGGGCAGUACUAUGGUCCACCACCCACAUCCAACCAGAUGCAGAAUGUGGGCGAGAACAAGUUCAGUGGCAGCGGAGGUGGCGGUAACGCAGGCCCCGGUUCAGCCGUUCAUCCGCAGCAGAAUGGUUAUGUGUCGCAGUCAGGAUCCGCCAAUGCAGCAGCACCCUUUGGGGCACCACCACCCACCUCCCAGCAGCAGCAGCAACAGCAGCAGCAACAACAACAGCCGCCAUCCAAUGUUCAAGCCAACUCAUCAGCUGGCGGAGCACAGGCCAGUGGUGGCAGUGGAGCUGCUGGGACCUGGACCGGGCCCAACACUCUAACCUACACACAGUCCAUGCAGCCGCCCGAUCCGCGCUCACUGCCGGGUGCUUUCUGGAACUCAUCAAUGUCCGGUGACCUGGCCUCCCCACAGCAGACGCCGCCACAGCAACAGCAGCAGCAGCAACAACAGCCACGCCUGCUCUCACGUCAACCGCCGCCAGAGUACUGGUGUUCCAUUGCCUACUUUGAGCUGGACACGCAGGUGGGGGAGACCUUUAAAGUGCCCUCGGCCAAGCCGAAUGUCAUUAUCGAUGGCUAUGUGGAUCCCUCCGGUGGCAAUCGCUUCUGCCUGGGAGCCCUCAGCAAUGUGCAUCGCACAGAGCAAUCGGAAAGAGCCAGGCUGCACAUUGGCAAGGGCGUUCAGUUGGAUCUGCGCGGUGAGGGCGAUGUCUGGCUGCGCUGUCUCAGCGACAAUUCUGUGUUCGUACAAAGCUAUUAUCUGGAUCGCGAGGCUGGCCGAACGCCUGGCGAUGCUGUGCACAAGAUCUAUCCGGCAGCGUGCAUCAAGGUGUUUGAUUUGCGUCAGUGCCACCAGCAGAUGCAUUCGCUGGCCACCAAUGCGCAGGCAGCUGCCGCAGCACAGGCAGCCGCUGUGGCCGGUGUCUCCAAUCAACAGAUGGGCGGAGGCGGCAGAAGCAUUACAGCGGCCGCUGGCAUUGGUGUGGACGAUCUGCGACGUCUUUGCAUAUUGCGUCUGAGUUUUGUCAAGGGCUGGGGACCCGACUAUCCACGACAGUCGAUCAAGGAGACGCCCUGCUGGAUCGAGGUGCAUCUGCAUCGUGCCCUGCAGCUGCUCGACGAAGUGCUCCAUGCCAUGCCCAUCGAUGGGCCACGAGCGGCUGCCUAGCCGCCGUAGGAUCCCGGCAGCAUUCAUAUUUAUUAACCAUAGCAAGGCACACACAACGCAUGUCUACGUUUAGGAAUCGAAAGUUUGCAAAGAGAGAGAUUUGGUUUUUGAUGAUUUGAUUGCAAUUCUGGAUUAUGUUUGCCUUUAAUUAUUUAAUAAUGAUUUUUAUAAAAAAUUGAAACAAGUGAAGCGCAGUUUUAAGCAAGCAACUAGUUUUAUGUACUAUAAUUAAAUACAUACAAAGUACACGCACCCCCCAAACACACACACAAGCUGAUGGACAGACAAGAAGCAUACACAAUCAUCAUCAUCCUCCCCAGCCAGCCACAAAUUCAGCAGCAUCGAUACAGCACACACAUACAUACAUAUGGAUGUAAAAUGCAACAAGCGAAACAAGUAGUUUGUAACAAAUAAGUUUAAUAAACAGAACAUAAACGAAA